GAGAAGAGACUCGAAAUCAAGGGAAAGGUUCGUGUUUUGCAAAUGAGAUAGCUGCCCAGGAUAUCCUUCCAACAGUUAUCGCAGUUCGAAUGAUUGUAGGGCAAUCAUCCAUCGUUCAACCACUAAUUAGACCCGCUUAUUUUUACACUAUGUCUGGAGAUUUUUACUCCAUCGCCAAGAUCAGUGAAAUGGCCAAAAGUAACGAGAGUGCAGAUCCACAGAACCCUUUAGAGGCCCCCGAGGUUCCUCGCAAUGAAGACGACUCGGACAGCGAGGACAACACGGAGCCUAUCCCGGAGAUCAAAGUAGUGGUAGUGGGGGACGGUGCCGUGGGCAAGACGUGUUUGCUCCACGUAUUCACGCAUCGCGAAUUUCCCCAAGAAUAUGAAGCCACCAUUUUUGAUAACCUGAGCAGGAAUCUGGUUGUUGAUGGCAAGGAGGUGUCCCUUCAGUUAUGGGAUACCGCUGGUCAAGAGGGUUACGAAAGAAUACGCACUUUGGGCUAUGAGGGAACCGAUUGUUUCGUGGCCUGCUUCUCGUGCAAGGAUCAAGUCACGUUUAGCAAUUUGUCAAGUAUUUGGCUGAAAGAACUCCGGAAUUUUGAGCCCAAUGCCAAGAUCUUAUUGGUGGGAACCAAAGCCGAUCUCCGAGGACAAACCGACGGGCCAAACGAACUAGACGGGGAUCCGGACCGAAACAAAGAGGUGUCCUUGAAAAAGAUCCACAAGCUGGUCAGGGACAAGAAGCUAGCCAAUUACGUGGAAACGAGUGCCAGACGAGGAGGCGAGGAUGUGGAUCGAGUGUUCCAUGAAGCUAUUCGGAUUGUUCUGAAGCAAAACCACAAACCCAACAACGUGGGACAAUCUUGGAAAAAGUUGAUUUGUCUUGCAUGAGCAGUAAUCAGUAUGUGUGCCCACUUUUCACAGCCAACUCGAACGAAUUAUUCUCAGUCGAGUUGAAUUAUGAGGAAAAGAAAAACAACAACAUUAUGUUCAACCACCAAAGAUGAGUUUGGUUAAAAUCAUCCGUUCAAGUGUGCCCAAAUUUGUUGUGAAUCACUCAAUAAAAAAUGAAAAUAAAUAAAAAUUAAAAAAAAAAACCGUCUGAUGAUACGUCAAAGGCCCUCAAGCUUAAUCAAGAAGAACAAAUCCUGAAAUGAUCGAAUCAAGUACUGAAUAUAUUUGUUGAUAAUUGGACAGCGGCAGAUCCUUUGGAGGUAGCUUUUUUCUCGUUAAGCCAUGGAAUCAGUCAGGCCAGCCACGUCAGCCAAGCCAGCCACGCCUGCCCUCAGCUACAAAUCUAUGAACCACUCUUCCAGAUCAAAGAUGGUGACCCUCGAUAGCAUUUCAAACAAACACCGGUCCAUUCGUCAUGCCGGCGAAGGAAGUAAUAAUGGGCCACUAUAAAUGCAUAUUUACCUUCAAAUCUCGAGAAUCCUUGGCCAAGACAAAAUAACUGCCGGACAAUGAGUCAAGUAUGAGG
Molecule: messenger RNA, 1482 nt
Organism: Tigriopus californicus
Lineage: Eukaryota; Metazoa; Arthropoda; Copepoda; Harpacticoida; Harpacticidae
Product: rho-related protein racD-like
Exons: 3
Coding region: 90-893 (267 amino acids)
Biological process (GO): small GTPase-mediated signal transduction
Molecular function (GO): GTPase activity; GTP binding
Source: RefSeq, a predicted model, not a curated record